AUGGAAGAGCUUUCGAGUAUUACUGUGAGUCAGCGCGAGCAGUUUCUGGUGGAGAACGAUGUGUUCGGGAUCUACAAUUACUUUGACGCCGGCGACAUUGCUACUCAGAAAUUCAUGGUGGAGAUUCAGCGAGACAAGCAAUUGGAUUAUCUCAUGAGAGGCUUAAGGCAGCUAGCUCCAUCGUUUUCUUCCUUAGAUGCUAAUCGACCUUGGCUUUGCUACUGGAUUCUGCAUUCAAUUGCUCUACUUGGGGAGUCUGUAGAUGAUGAAUUAGAAAACAAUGUCAUCGACUUUCUUGGACGUUGUCAGGGCUCUGAAGGUGGAUAUGGUGGUGGUCCUGGCCAACUUCCACAUCUUGCAACAAGUUAUGCUGCUGUGAACACACUUGUUACUGUAGGAGGUGACAAAGCCCUUUCUUCAAUUAAUAGGAUGCAUGAUAUGGGAGAAAUGGAUGUUCGAGCUUGCUACACUGCAAUUUCGAUUGCAAGCAUCUUGAACAUUUUGGAUGAUGAACUCACCCGGGGCCUAGGAGAUUACAUCGUGAGUUGCCAAACUUAUGAAGGUGGUAUUGGAGGGGAACCUGGCUCCGAAGCUCACGGUGGGUACACCUACUGUGGGUUGGCUACUAUGAAUUUAAUCAAUGAGGUGGACCGUUUGGAUUUGGAUACAUUAAUGAAUUGGGCUGUACAUAGACAAGGAGUAGAAAUGGGAUUUCAAGGUAGGACAAACAAAUUGGUCGAUGGUUGCUACACUUUUUGGCAGGCAGCCCCUUGUGUUUUACUGCAAAGGUUAUAUUCAACCCAUGAUCUUGAGGGAGUGGUCACGGAGUCCAUCAUACAUCCACCUACAUUAAUAGGAGAAUGCAACCGGUUUUUGAUAGCCUCGGUUUGCAGAGAUAUGUACUCUUGUGCUCUAAGGCUCGUUUUCUGUACAUCUAUUCUGGGGGUUUUGAUAUGUUUCGGGGACAAUCAUCAGAUCCCUGACGGUGGAUUUAGAGACAAGCCGAGGAAAGCCCGUGACUUCUACCACACAUGUUAUUGCCUAAGCGGUUUGUCUGUGGCUCAGCACGCUUGGUCAAAAGACGAGGGCACUCCUCCGUUGACUCGUGACAUUUUGGGUAGCUACUCUAAUCUCCUCGAACCUGUUCACCUCCUCCACAAUAUCGUCAUGGAUCGAUACAAUGAAGCUAACGAGUUCUUCUAUAGAGCAGCAUAA
Molecule: messenger RNA, 1215 nt
Organism: Arabis nemorensis
Lineage: Eukaryota; Viridiplantae; Streptophyta; Magnoliopsida; Brassicales; Brassicaceae
Source: the annotation of a GenBank genome assembly